AAAAUAUUCACCUGCAUACAAUACUAAUGUUAGCCAGUUGAAUGCAUUUUCACCAAUUAAAAAUCAUAUCAAUUAUGCUCACCCACAUCAAUAUGGUGAACUUGCAACAGAAACAUUAAAAUACAAUCCUUAUCAAUCUUUUAAUAAUAAAAGAAGACAUGGAUCAAAACUAGUUUCAAUGAGUUUAGCAACAACCAUAAGAAUAUUUGAAAUUAUUUUUCCUGGUGAAUCCAGUACAAUCAUUUGUUCAACUAUUGAAUCUGAAUUCGAAACUCUGGAAAAAAAUUUUUGGACAUUUUACAAACCUGCUGGUGCUGACCUUUUCCCCCUUCAACCAGGAUUAAAUGGUUAUAUUUUACAAGUGUUAACAAAAGUAGCUGGUUCAAAUAAAAAGUUAUACAUUGGUCCAACUAACAAACCAAUUGAUAUUAAUUCUUUAUUAUUAAAUCAGCAAGUUAAUUCAAACAACAUUACAAACAACAACUCCUCUUUGAAUGAUGUAGGAUUUUCUAGUUCUAGCAGUACCAUUGAACCUUAUAUUGAAAUAGAUAAUCAAGAUCCAGAUCAAAAUUCUUCAAAUUCUAUGGAAUUUACUGAAAGAUUGUAUGAAAUAUAUGAUAAAAAUUACAAUAUUAAACACAAAAAGACAAAUAUAUAUAUUAAUUUGAAUAACAUACUUCAAGAAUUAAUUAAAUGGAUUAAAUCUGCAUCAGAUGAAGAAAUUUUGUCAAAACCAAAAAUUAACCUUGUUAAUGAAAGUGCAAUAGAUGCAGGUGGAGUAUUUCGAGACACAGUUGGAAGGUUUUGGAGCUUGGUUUCUUCAUAUAAUUUAGAUGAAAUUUACAAAUCAGGACCUUUGUUUGAAGAGUCAGUUGGUUCAAACUUUUAUAUUAUUUCCAACAAUCCAAUUAUGCUAAAUUAUCAUGAAAUGUAUAAAUCUUUUGGCUCGUUACUUUUUUGGAGUAUGCUUCAUGGUGGGCCAUUUCCACAUUGGUUACACCCCUUUCAUAUUAAAUACUGCUUGGGUGAAAAAAUUGAUUAUCAACAAGUUAUAGAAGAAAUGUCACUGAUUGUAAAUAAGAUUAUUAUGGGAAUUACAAAUCAAAAUAAUGAAAUUUUUGAUUUGAGCAACAUUGAUCAUUUAGAAUCUUGGAUGGAAUCAAAUGAUAUUAAAAUGUCAUUCCUAAAUAUUUUAUCUAAAGAAAAUUUGGUUGACUACUUAGCCCAAUAUGAAGUCAUUAAUAAAAGAAAGCAAGAAUUGGAACAAUUUCAUGAAGGAUUCAACAGAAUGAAUAUUAUUGUG
This is a messenger RNA of Entrophospora candida, 1303 nucleotides long. The record is from the annotation of a GenBank genome assembly. NCBI's taxonomy places the organism in Eukaryota, Fungi, Glomeromycota, Glomeromycetes, Entrophosporales, Entrophosporaceae.